UGAAGUUUGAGCUCCGUUAUUCUGCCGCACAUUGCACUGGACUUACGAGCUCAACACGCGCUGGCCAUAUUACUUUAAAACUUUAAUUUCUUACAGAGAAAGAAAGAACUAGUGUGUGUUUUUGAAGGGACUUUUUGCAGUUUGGAGGAUUUUUUUUUUGUUCUGUUAGAGUGCUGAAACUUUUUUCCUUUCUUUACAAUGGAAACUUUUCCAUCACUGGCAUUAUGAGCAGAGGAGAGAGAAGGAGAACUCUAUGGGCUUUCCAGCACGGGCUCCCUCUGCAACUAAAGACAUUUUAAAUGUAUGCUUUUCUACAUUUAAGGGAUUUUGCAUUUGUGGUGUUUUUUGCAUUUAUACCUGUUGCAUUGCAGACAUUUUUGCACUGAUGCCUGUUGCAUAUAAGUGCAUUUUACACAGAAGAAUAUCAGUACUUCCCUCUGCACAGAAUUUCUGUUAGAAGCCCACUAAGGAAAAUAUUUGCAUUGCUGCAUAAGAAAUACAUGCAAAGCCCGACUUUGGAUUGUUCUUGUUUUUCCUCUGUGUUCUUCGUACUUGGAGUGGAUGCAUCUCUGUUUGAGAGAGUUGGACUGGAACUUUCAGCAUGGAGCCUUCAGGUAGGAGUCUGUCUGCGUUUCACCUGCUUUUGUUGAUUUUAUGGACUUUAUGGCAACGGUCCUCAUCCAGCCAAGUUCGUCACGAGUUCCACGUUUUGGAGGAGCAGCCGGUCGGCACUUAUGUGGGCACUGUGGACCCAAAACCAGGAUUUACCUACCGUUUUGGCGAGAGCCACAAGCUGUUCACCAUCAAUGGCACGAAUGGCGUCAUACGUACAUCCUCAGUGAUCGACCGAGAGACCCUGCCGAGUGACAUAAUCAAUGUCGUGGUGCUGUCCAGCCAGCCCACAUACCCUACGGAAGUCCGAAUUGUUGUUCUGGAUGUGAACGACAACGCUCCUGCAUUCCCAGAUGCGACCAUUGCGGUUUCGUUCAGAGAGGACGCAGUUGGGGGCAGGCAGGUCAUCCUGGACACUGCUACAGAUGCAGACAUUGGUGUCAAUGGAGUGGAUCACAACACCUAUCGGAUCAUUAGCGGCAAUGAGAAAGGAACAUUUCGCCUGGAUGUUACUGUGAACCCCAGUGGAGAGGGUGCCUUUUUGCAUUUAGUGACCACAGGUGGCUUGGAUAGGGAGCUCACUUCCUUCUACCAGCUUCUUGUUGAAGUCCAAGACAAAGGGGAACCCAAAAAAUAUGGCUAUCUCCAAGUAAAUGUCACCGUUCAGGAUGUCAAUGACAACCCGCCCAUGUUUGACUUGGAUCAGUAUCAGACAAGUGUGUUUGAAGAUGCAGCUGUAGGGUCUAGUGUUUUGCAAGUUGCAGCCACAGAUCAGGAUGAAGGUGCUAAUGCAGACAUCAGGUACUUUUUAGAUGAAGGAACUCCCUUCCAAAUAGACCCGAAAACAGGUACUAUUAUUAUUAAAGAGUCUUUAGAUUAUGAGAGUAAAAAAGAAUAUUCCUUCACCAUACAUGCGACAGAUAAUGGAGUCCCUUCACUUUCAGGAAGGACAGAAGCAACAAUUAAACUUCUUGACGUGAAUGAUAAUGAUCCUGUGGUUAAGUUUAGGUACUUCCCUACCACUUCAAAAUUCGCUUCUGUUGAUGAAAAUGCGCAAAUUGGAACAGUAGUAGCAUUAUUGACUGUUUCCGAUUCAGAUUCCUCUACAGCUAAUGGUAAUAUAUCUGUUUCUAUUCUUGGAGGGAAUGAGCAGGGCCACUUUGAAGUGCACACUUCUCCCGUCCCCAACCUGAGCUUAAUUAAAGUGGCCAGUGUGCUAGACAGAGAGCGGAUAUCCUCUUAUAACCUUACAGUAUCUGUGUCGGAUAAUGGAAAACCUGUGGCUCGAUCCUCUUUUGCUAGCUUAGUCAUAUUUGUGAAUGAUAUUAACGAUCACCCACCCAUAUUCCAGGAAGCAGUCUAUAGGGUUGAUAUUAGUGAGGAUGUUCCCAAAGGCAGCUAUAUUAAAGGUGUCUCUGCCACUGAUGGUGAUUCUGGGCAGAAUGCUAACCUGCGCUACUCGCUAGUGUCGGGAAACAGUUUGGGUUGGUUCGCCAUUAGUGAGAACAGUGGCCUGGUCACUAGUGCAGCCAUACUUGAUAGGGAAACUGCAUCUGAAAUCAUACUGAACAUAAGUGCCAAAGACCAAGGCCUGCAACCUAAGAUCUCAUACACCACACUGAUUGUGAACAUCACUGAUGUGAACGAUCAAGUCCCAACGUUCACACAAAACAUGUAUCAUAUAUCUCCGGUUGAGCAUUCACCAGCUGGUAGUGAACUUCUACUACUGUCUGCCAUAGAUACAGAUCUUGGUGCCAAUGGCACGGUACGGUUCACAUUUGACCCAGAAACACCAGUUAAUGUGCAGGAGCUAUUCCGGUUAGAUGCAGUAACAGGGAGGUUAAGCACUACUUCUGAGCUGGAUAGGGAAGAACAGGGUUCCUACCUACUAUAUGUUAAAGCUACCGAUGGAGGUUCUCCUCCUUUACACUCUAAUGCUAAAGUCAACAUCACAUUGAAAGAUAUUAAUGAUAACAAGCCCGUCUUUUACCCCAUGCAGUAUUUUGCUAACGUUAAAGAAAAUGAGCCUCCUGGAUCUUAUGUCACGACCGUGUCAGCCUCUGAUCCCGACCUGGGUCGAAAUGGCACCGUCAGAUAUGUCAUCACUGCCGGAGACACUUUUAAGUUUCACAUCAACAGCAACACAGGCAAAAUCACAACAUUAGUGCUUCUGGACAGGGAAGAGAAAACAACUUACCAGCUGCAGGUUUCCGCCAUAGAUGGAGGAGAUCUGCGCUCACAUACACAAGCCAUUGUAACCAUCAACGUGAUUGACACUCAGGAUAACCCGCCUUCAUUCAGCCAGAAGGAAUACAGCUUUGUAAUUUUUGAAAACAUGGUCCAUGGUACAGUGAUAGGAACUGUGUUUGCCACCACAGUCGACUUGAACACCAAUAUUAGUUAUCUGAUAGCAUCAGGAGACCAGAAAGGCCUUUUUUCAGUUAAUAGUGUAACAGGACAGAUAACAGCCACUGGAUUGAUUGACAGGGAGGAGCUGGCAUUUUAUCAGCUGAAGGUGAUCGCCAGAGGUGGAGAUGUUACAGGAGAAGCUUUAGUCAACAUCACAGUAAAGGAUCUGAAUGACAAUGCUCCUCAUUUUCUCCAUCCUGUGGAGCAUAUAAGUGCGGUGGAGAACUGGAAGACGGGUCAUCAUAUAUUUCAGGCAAAAGCUUUUGAUCCUGAUGAAGGUCCUAAUGGUAUGAUAGAGUACAGCCUCCAGCAAAACCCCAAAGGACUGUUUCAUAUACAUGAGAAACAUGGACUUAUCACACUUACUGGACCUCUAGAGGUCUCCACAAGCUCCUACCAGGUUGAGGUUUUGGCCUCUGACCGUGGCGUUCCCCGGCGCACCUCCACCCUCGUCUUGACUGUCAGUGUGUAUGACGUCAAUGACAAUUCACCUGUGUUUGACCAGCUCUCAUAUGAAGUUAUUAUCUUGGAGUCGGAGCCAGUGAACAGUCGUUUCUUCAAGGUGGAAGCUACAGAUAAAGACUCUGGAGUAAAUGGGGAAAUAGUGUAUGACAUUACUGGUGGGAACACUAAUGAUGUUUUUGGGAUUUUCCCUGAUGGACAAUUGUACAUUAAGGCAGAGCUUGACAGAGAAGUGCAGGACAGGUACAAUCUGCUACUGGUGGCACGGGACAGAGCGGUAGAGCCACUAAGUGCUAGCGUCAAUGUGACCAUUAUUCUGGACGAUGUCAAUGAUAACCGGCCACUUUUCAACAGCACAAAUUACGUGUUCCGUUUCAAGGAAGAGCAGCCGCGGGGUUCACUGGUUGGACAAGUUUUUGCUGAGGAUAAAGACUUUGGUCCAAACAGUGAGGUGAGGUACUCUUUUGAAACACCACAGUCAAACUUUGAGCUGAAUGCCAUCACUGGAGAAUUGACUAGCACACUACAAUUGGACAGGGAAUCUCUGAUGAGGCAGAGAGGUACAGCUGUUUUUACCUUCACGGUCAUUUCAUCUGAUCAGGGACUUCCCAAGCCUCUCAAAGACCAAGCCAAAGUGCAGGUCUACAUUCAGGACAUCAACGACAAUCCACCCAAGUUCACUAAGGACAUCUACCAGGCCUCCAUCUCAGAGUCAGCACAAAAUAUGACACAACUACUGAGGGUGUCUGCUUCAGAUGUGGAUGAAAACAAAAAUGGACUGGUGCGCUAUCGCCUCUUGGAAGGCAAUGAAGAAAACCAGUUCAGCAUUGACAGCAGCUCCGGUCAAGUCACACUUGUGGGGAAUUUGGACUAUGAAGCCACAUCCUCUUACUCACUUAAGAUCAUAGCUGAAGACUCUGGAGCAGUCCCACUGUCCUCUUCUUGCCUGCUGAGCAUUAGCAUUUUGGAUGAGAAUGAUAACUCUCCAUCUUUUCCAAAGUCCACCAUUACAGUAGACGUUCUUGAGAACAUGCGGAUUGGAGAGCUAGUGGCAUCCAUCACAGCGACUGACUCAGAUUCGGGUUCCAAUGCCGAUAUAACAUAUAGCAUCACAGCUAACAACAAUCAUGGCACUUUUAGUAUUAGUCCCAGUACUGGUAGCAUUUUCCUCAUCCGAAAGCUGGACUACGAAACUCAGUCCCUCUACAAACUGAACAUCACUGCAAAGGACAAUGGCAGGCCUCAAAGGUCUUCCUCCAUCCCUCUUAUUAUUCAUGUUCGAGAUUUCAAUGACAACCCUCCUGUUUUUACUCCUGGUGAUAUUUUUAAGUCCAUCCCUGAAAACCUUCCUCUGUCCACCUCUGUCAUGGCAAUCACAGCCCAUGACACCGAUGCAGAUAUUAAUGGGCAGCUAGAGUACUCAGUAGUCCAGCAAACACCGAGAGGAAGCCACUUCCGCAUCAAUCCAACCUCUGGCGUCAUCCUGACAAACAGCGAGAUUGACAGAGAGUUCUCAAAUAUGUUUGAGCUGACCAUCAAAGCAACAGAUCAGGCAGUCCCCGUUGAGUUCCGUCGUUUUGCACUGAAGAAUGUCACAAUCUGGAUCACAGACCAAAAUGACAAUGUUCCAAACUUCAUCUCCCAGAACGCUCUGGUGGCUGAACCCAACAUUGUAAUUGGCUCGAUCCUGACAACAGUUGUAGCUUACGAUCCUGAUGAGGGUGCAAAUGGUGAGGUGGAGUAUGAGCUGGUCAAAGGCGACUCAGACACUUUCAUCAUGGACAGGUACAGCGGUGACAUUCGACUGGCGUCCCAGCUCAUCCCUUCAAAACUCAUCUACAGUCUCAUCGUUUCUGCCACCGAUCAUGGUACAGAGCGAAAAACAUCCCGUACCGAAUUAACUAUCAUUUUACAGGGCGCUGAUGGGCCUGUUUUCUCUCAACCCAAAUACAUAACAAUUUUAAAGGAAGGUCAACCUCCUGGCACCAAUGUCAUCUCACUAGACGCGUCCAGCCCUCGUGGCUCUGGCACUAAAGUGGAGUAUUUCAUCGUGGCCGUCCGGAGUGGCGGGAAAGCCGUAGGAAGGCUUUUCACCAUUGGUCGUCACACAGGAAUGAUCCAGACAGCAAUGGAACUGGAUAGGGAGCAAGGAGCUGAUUUGUAUCUUCUAGAUGUCUACGCCAUUGAGACAGAGACCAGCCAACCCCGAACUCAGAGAGCUGAGGUGGAGAUCACGCUUCAGGACAUUAACGACAACCCUCCAGUUUUUCCCACUGACAUUCUAGACGUGACCGUCCAAGAAAACGUGGGUGAUGGAUUCAGGGUAAUGCAGCUAACAGCAACCGAUGCAGACGAGGGUCCAAAUGCACUGGUGACUUACACCAUCAUCAGUGGGGCAGAUGACAGCUUCCGUGUCGAUCCCGAAUCAGGUGACCUGAUUGCCACAAAGCGAUUGGACAGAGAACGACGAUCAAAAUAUUCUCUGCUUGUCCGAGCAGAUGAUGGACAGCAGUCAUCAGACAUGCGUGUCAAUAUCACCAUCAGUGAUAUUAACGAUCACAUUCCGAAGUUCUCUCGCUCCGUGUACUCUUUCGAUAUCCCAGAGGAUAUGGCUCCAGGCUCCAUUGUGGCGGCUAUUUUGGCGAGUGACUCGGAUUCCGGGUCAAAUGGUGAAGUGACCUACUCUCUCGAGGAAGACGAUGAUGAUUCCACCUUCCUUGUCAACCCUGUCACCGGAGUGUUUAAUGUAACGAGGCCACUGGAUUAUGAAAUGCAGCAGUAUUACAUCAUCACUGUGAAGGCGGAGGAUGGUGGAGGCCAAGCCAGCCUGGUCCGGGUGUAUUUUAACAUCCUGGAUGUAAACGAUAACAAGCCGACCUUCAACGCGUCCGUUUACAGCACAUCUGUCUCAGAGGACCUGAGUCUUGGGUCGCCUGUUCUUACCGUAGCAGCAAGCGACGCUGAUGAUGGUAUGAAUGCCCAACUGGCCUACAGCAUUGCAUCAGGAGACACUCAGGCCCAAUUCACCAUCACUAACUCUGGUGUCCUUCAAACUCGGAAACUUCUAGAUCGGGAGACUCAGUCCUUCUACAACCUUGUUAUCACUGUCAAUGACCUGGCUCCGCCUCCUGCCCUCCGCUUUACCAGUACUGCCCAGGUGUCAAUCAUUCUACUGGAUGUCAACGACUGCUCGCCCACGUUCAUUUCACAGAAGAUGGCUUACAUCCAGGAGAAUACAGCAGUGGAUACAGUGGUUUUUACAGCACAUGCGAUGGAUCCAGAUAGUGGGCCCAAUAGCUAUGUGGAAUAUUCACUUGGCGGCACAUACGGAAGCAAAUUUAGCAUUGGAAAUAUUGACGGUAAUGUAAAGUUGAUUGGCGAACUUGAUCGUGAAGAGAUGGCCAAUUACACACUGACUGUUAUCGCCAAAGACAAAGGGCAGCCACCACUGUCUUCCAUGAUGGAGGUUACCAUGGUGGUGUUGGAUGUAAAUGAUAAUACACCAAGCUUCUCCCAGAACAUCUAUGAUAUUGAGAUCGAGGAAAACACACUCACUGGUACUGACAUCCUUCAGGUGUUUGCUAGCGAUGCUGACGAAGGGACCAAUGGACAAAUCCGGUUCUCCAUUGCCGCAGGCAGUGGAAACUCUGAUUUCCGUAUUGAUUCAGUGACGGGUGCGAUCUCUGUUGCUAAGCUGCUGGAUCGGGAAACUCGGUCUUCAUAUUCACUGGUGGUUCAGGCUUCAGAUCGGGGGAGUAGCCCUCGAGUUGAUCGGGCUACGGUAAACAUUGUGCUGCUGGAUGUUAAUGACUGUGCACCUAUAUUCGAGCUCUCACCAUACACCAUCAACGUCCUGGAGAACCUGGGAAACCUUCCCAAGAACAUCUUACAGGUUGUUGCUCGUGAUGAUGAUUAUGGUCUGAACGGGCAGACGAGUUACACUCUGACUGGAGGGAACGAUGACAGCUCGUUCAGCCUGACGUCUAGCGGGCAACUCAGACUGGAAAAAACGCUCGAUCGAGAGAUCCAGGACCGUUACGAACUCAUCGUCAUUGCCAUUGACUCAGGUUCUCCCUCUCUGAGCGGAUCUGCUACAGUAACGGUUCUGGUUGAUGACGUAAAUGACAUGGUGCCACUUUUCUCCUCCUCCUCCUAUCACACCUCCAUUUCGGAGAAUGCUCCAACAGGAAGUGAUGUAGUGCUGGUCAAUGCCUCAGAUGGAGACGUGGGUCAAAAUGGAGUUAUUAGUUAUAGUCUGAGUGGAGGAGAUGGGCAGUUUUCCAUUAAUCCUGCCACAGGGCAAAUAAUAACCAGCUCACUUUUGGACCGAGAAAUACAAGGCAGUUAUGAACUGCUGGUGGUUGCAUCAGACAGUGGACACCCAAUACCCCUCUCUAGCUCAGCCACAGUUUCUGUAGUUAUUAACGACAUUAAUGAUAAUCCACCGCGAUUUCAUCACCACCCCUACGUCACACACAUUCCUGCCUCUACCACUCCAGGUUCAUUGGUGUUUGCUGUCACUGUAACAGAUGAAGAUUCAGGCUCCAAUGCUCAGCUGCACUACUCUCUGAGUGGCCGAAACUCUGAGAAAUUCAAAAUUGAUCCAAUCCGAGGAGCCAUCACAGCCAGUGAGAAACUCACUUCAUCUUCUGAGGUCACGUUUACGGUUCGCGUCAAAGACGGUGGAAGAAAUCCCAAAAUGGAUAGUACAACUGUAACUGUCCGUAUUGUGUCAGGUGGAGACUUUCCAGUCAUCAAUAUAAAAGAAAAAAGCUUCACUUUUCCAGAAAACCAAGCAAUCAACACUGUCGUUACCAAAGUUACAGGAUCAUCUACAAGAGCUGGCCCAUUAUCAUAUUACAUCGCGAGUGGCAACCUGGACAACGCGUUUCAUGUAGACCAGCUUUCAGGAGAACUGUCCAUCAAAAAGGCCCUAGAUUAUGAGAACAUUGACAAGUACGUGCUCUGGAUUGAAGCACGAGACCAAAGCUUUCCCCCCUACUCAGCAUAUGAGAAGAUCGAAAUCACAGUGUUGGACAUUAAUGAUAACAGUCCUAUAUUUGAGAAAGAACCAUUUGAUGCUGAGAUUUUGGAGAACCUCUCACCUCAGAGAGUACUUGUGGUGUCAGCUCUUGAUGAGGACAGUGGCCCUAAUGGGCAGUUGGAAUACGCUAUCACUGAUGGAAAUAAGGACAAUAGCUUUAGCAUAAAUCGGGCAACGGGAGAAAUUCGCACCACUCGACCCUUGGACAGGGAAAAGAUAGCUCAAUAUAUCUUGGGGGUAAAAGCUACAGACCGUGGUACAUCACCAAAAAGCACUGCAGUCAAAGUCAUCAUUAGUGUUCUGGAUGUGAAUGAUAACGCUCCAAGAUUUUCAAAAAUUUUUAGUGCUACAGUACCAGAAAAUGCACCUGUGGGUUACACGGUCACCCGUGUGACAACUACUGAUGAGGACGCAGGUGCCAACGCUGUUAGCCGCUACACCAUUAGUGAUACAAGUCUUCCCUUUAGCAUCAACCCCAGCACAGGAGACAUAACCAUAAGCAGGCCUCUAAACAGAGAGGACACUGAUCAUUACAUCGCCAAAGUCUCUGCUCAUGAUUCGGGCUGGACUGUCAGCACUGAUGUCACUAUAUUCGUGACUGACGUAAAUGACAACGCUCCUAGAUUUAGCAGGCCAUCCUACUACCUUGACUACCCUGAACUUACUGAGAUCGGGUCACUAGUCACCCAAGUCUCUGCUACAGACCUUGAUGAGGGAUUUAAUGGUAAAAUAUUCUAUUUCAUUAGGUCUCAGUCUGAAUACUUUCGCAUUAAUUCGAGCACUGGGGAGAUAUUUAUCAAGCAGCAACUCAAAUAUCAAAAUUCAACUGGCCAUAGUAAUGUUAACUUAAACAGGCAUAGCUUCAUUGUGACAGCAUCUGACAGAGGUGUCAAACCUCUGAUGAGCGAAACCACUGUGAUUGUAAAUGUAAUCGACAGCAAUGAUAAUCCUCCCAUAUUUGAGUCAUCCUCCUAUUUCACUCCCGUCACUAAGAGCGUCAAAGUUGGCACCAAACUCAUCAAGGUUACAGCACAUGACAAGAAAGACUAUGGUGUCAACUCUGAAAUUGAGUACGCAGUAUCAGGAGGCAACAGCUCGAGUAAAUUCCGUUUGGAUAAGCAGAUUGGGUGGGUCACUGUUGCCUCUUCUCUUGCUUCUGACAUUAAUAAAGUUUAUCUGCUUGAGAUAACAGUGAGAGAUAAAGGGACCCCACCUCUUUCAGAUAAAACUACUCUUAAAAUUGCUGUUACAGAAGAAAAUCACCACACUCCAGAGUUUUCUCAAAGCCAGGUUACUGCCACCGUCUCUGAAAGUCUUACUGUUGGGACAGCAAUCCGCACUCUUUCUGCAAGAGACAAAGACAAGGACAAACAAAUGAAUGGACUCAUCACAUAUGACAUUUCUUCAGGCAAUGAUGAUGGCCUGUUUUCAGUCAACAGUAAAACGGGGGUCUUGUCCUUGGCUAAACCUUUAGACUAUGAGAAAAAACAAAAACACGAGCUUAGAAUAUCAGCUACAGAUGGAGGAUGGAUAGCCAAGACCAGCUAUGUUACAGUUAAUAUCCAUGUUACUGAUGUGAAUGACAAUCCACCAGUGUUUGACCCAGAUGAGUACUUCCCUGUUGUGCAGGAAAAUGUGCCAAGUGGUACCACAGUGGUUAAAAUGAAUGCCACAGAUAAAGACUCUGGUCCCAAUGCUGUUUUGGCUUAUGUCAUCCAGUCCUCCGACAGUGACCUUUUCAUAAUAGAUCCCAACACAGGUGUCAUCACUACACAAGGUUUUCUUGACUAUGAGGCCAAACAAGUAUAUCAUCUAACUGUCAAAGCAUUCAACAUUCCUGAUGAAGAACGCUGUAGCUUUGCAAAUGUCAACAUUCAACUCAAAGGCGCCAAUGAAUAUGUUCCUCGUUUUGUGUCUAAGCAAUACUACUUUGAGGUUUCAGAGGCUGCAACCAAAGGCACCAUUGUUGGGGAGGUGUUUGCAAGUGAUAGGGACUUGGGACAGGAUGGUGUUGUUUAUUACUUGAUUUUUGGCCGAAGCAGGAGAAAAGGUUUUGGCAUCAAUAAAAACACUGGCCAGAUCUAUGUCACAGGACCUCUUGACCGUGAAAAAGAAGAAAAAAUCUCCUUGAAAGUCCUUGCCAAAAAUGCAGGCAGUAUAAGAGGGGCAGAUAUUGAUGAAGUGUUUGUGAAUAUCACAAUCCUUGAUGCCAAUGAUCCUCCAGUAUUUACUCAAGAGUUAUAUGAUGUUCAAGUUAGUGAAGGGCUGUCACCUGGAGGUCUUGUCACCUUUGUGAGCGCUGAGGAUUCAGAUUCGGUGCCAAGCUGGAGCAGAUUCACCUACUCCAUUGCUGCUGACCAUGAAUCAACUGCUUUCACAAUCAACCCACAAACUGGACAGGUUUCGGUGGCAGCUGAGCUGGAUCGUGAGACCACACCUGUGUACAACUUGACCUUGCUGGCUAUAGACUCUGGCUCACCCGCAGCUACUGGUACUGCCACUUUGAUUGUAACUCUAGAGGACAUUAAUGAUAAUGGGCCCACAUUAGUGACCGUGAGUGGAGAGGUCAUGGAGAACCAGAGAGCUGGAACGGCAGUGAUGACCCUUAGCGCCACUGAUUCAGAUCUGGCACCAAAUCAAGGCCCUUUCUCCUACAGUCUGCUUACAACUUCAUCAGCUGCAACUUACUUCACCUUAACCUCAUCAGGGGAGCUUAGUACCAGUCGGGAGAUAGACCGAGAACAGAUCAGUGAUUUCUACCUUUCUGUGCUCAUCAAAGAUUCCGGCAUUCCUCAAAUGUCUUCCACAGGCACCAUCCAUGUCAAAGUCAAUGACCAGAAUGAUAACCCUUCUCAGCCUCGCUCUGUUGAGAUCUAUGUUCAUUACUUUGGCAACAUGUUCCCUGGAGGGUCCCUAGGGAUUGUGAAGCCUCAGGAUCCAGAUAUACAGGACACAUUCCAUUGCACCUUGAUCCCCCCUGUUUCAAGCCUUUUUAGUAUUCCCAAAGGAACCUGUGACCUCAGUUCAAAUUCCAGAUCCACAGAUGGCACAUUUGACCUAUCAGUGCGGAGCAGUGAUGGUGUACAUGGUGCUGUCAACAGCAAUGUGCGUGUUUUCUUUAUUGGGUUCAGCAAUGCUACAGUGGACAACAGCAUACUGAUCCGACUCAAUUCCCAAAGUAUCAGCAACUUCCUUAAUAACCACUACCUCAGUUUCUUACGCAUCGCAAACUCACAGCUAGCAGGUCUUGGUACUGGAGUUCAGCUCUAUGGGGCAUUUGAGUUGAACAACCAGACCUUCCUUAUGGCAGCUAUCAAACGUGGUCAUGGACAGUAUGUAAACCCAAGUGGUGUGACUACUUUUUUCCAGAGUAUAAAAGAAGCCUUGCACAGGCAAAGUGGGGUUAAAAUAGAUUCUGUGGACCACGACCCCUGUACUAACAACCCUUGCCAGAAUGGCGGCAGCUGCAAACGGCGCCUUGGUGUCGGCCCAGACAUGAUGACUGUGGAGAGUGUCCCAGUCAUUCUUGUCUCAAAUCGUCCCCUACAACCCUAUGUCUGUAACUGCAGGCCAGGAUAUGCUGGUAGUCUGUGUGAAACUGACAUCAAUGAAUGUCUUCCAUCACCUUGCCACAAUGGAGGAACCUGCCAUAACCUUGUAGGUGGCUUUUCAUGUUCCUGCCCAGAAGGUUUCACUGGAAUGGCAUGUGAAAGGGAUGUCAACGAGUGCCUGUCUAAUCCAUGCAAGAAUGGGGCACUGUGCCAAAAUUUCCCCGGUGGCUUCAACUGCCUUUGCAAAUCAGGAUUUGCAGGGAAAACCUGUGACUCCAUCAUCAAUUACUGUGAGUGUAACCCCUGUUUCAAUGGAGGCUCCUGCCAGAGCCGUGUGGAAGGCUAUUACUGUCACUGUCCGUUUGGCGUUUUUGGAAAACACUGCGAGCUUAACAGCUAUGGAUUUGAGGAGCUGUCUUAUAUGGAGUUCCCAAGUUUGGAUCCCAACAAUAAUUAUAUUUACAUUAAGUUUGCCACACUGAAGGAAAAUGCCCUGAUUAUGUACAAUCAUGACAACCAGACCGGUGACAAAGCCGAGUUUCUGGCGCUGGAGAUCUACGAAGGUCGGAUGAGAUUUUCCUUUAACUUGGGCAGUGGCACCUACAAGCUCAUGACUAUGGUUCGAGUUUCAGAUGGUCAGUUCCACACGGUCAUAGCCAGGAGAGCUGGAAUGGCUGCAUCGCUCACUGUUGAUCUGUGUGGAGAAGAACAGGAGCCCGGGUACUGCGCUGUCAGCAAUGUGGCUGUCCAUACUGACUGGAUUUUGGACGUACAGCCUAAUCGUUUGUCAGUCGGCGGUGUUCGGGCGAUCGAACCACUCUUACAGCGCAAAAAUCAGGUGAACACACAUGAUUUUGUCGGCUGCAUCAUGGAAUUUGCCAUCAACGGACGCCCUCUGGAACCAUCUCAGGCUCUAUCAUCUCAAGGCAUCUUAGAUAGAUGUCCCAGGAUGGAAGGAACGUGUGUCACUAACCCUUGCAGGCAUGGUGGGACAUGUUUGGACAUGUGGUCAUGGCAACAGUGCCAAUGCGCUGAAGGACUCACGGGCAAAUACUGUGAGAAAUUCAUUUCUGCAGAUUCGGCUCUAUCCCUUGAUGGUAGCGGCCGUUUGGAUUACUCUUUUCGUCAGAGCUGGAAGAGAGACGUGAUGAUGCAGCGGAAUUUGCAGAGCUUCUCACACACAUACCCACAGUCACAAACACACUUGCAUACACACUCCGAGAGCAGCAGCCUGGAGCUGAAGUUCCGCACUCGCAGCAAUACUGGAACAAUUUUACACGUCCAGGAGAUCUCUAACUACACUACUGUCAGGCUGAAGAACGGGAACCUGCAGUAUGUGUCUGACGCAGGUGUGGCAGGGAAGGUGGAGAGGAUUUUGGGAGAUGGAGUUUUCUCAGACGGUCAAUGGCACACGCUGCUGUUACAGAGAAACAUCUCCUCCACCACAGUCCUCAUCGACGAAUCAAUCCUGCGCGUCAUCACACACACCACGCAGGACUUCGGAGGUCUCGACGUCCUCACACUGUCGCUCGGAGGAGAGCCGCCGCGGACCAACCCGCAGAAGACCACACCAGGUUUUGAUGGCUGCUACGCAUAUGUAAAGUACAACGGCGAGCUCCUGCCAUUCACCGGCGACCACCGAACUGUCUCCAUCUCUAUUUCUGGGACAGAAGAGUCAGUGAAAAUCGGUUGCCGUGGGCCAAACAUGUGUGCUAGUGCUCCCUGCUGGGAUGGCAUGAUGUGCGUCAACCAGUGGUUUAGCUACCAGUGCGUUCCUCCUGGAGACUGUGCUUCCAGUCCCUGUCAAAACGGCGGCAGUUGCGUCCCCGCUAACCGUGGUGGCUUUAGCUGUGUGUGCGAUGAACUGUACACAGGACGAGUGUGUGAAACCCUGGUGGCAUGCCUGGGUGUAACUUGCCCACAUGGCACGGUGUGCAAAGUUGGAACCAAUGGAGGUUUUAGUUGUGUUUCUGACUCCAAUAACGAAGAAUUCAUUUUGCCAAUUUGGGCGGUUCCAGCAAUUGUGGGCGGCUGUGCCACAAUUCUUGCUCUGUUGGUGCUUGGCCUUAUUUUACACAAUCACUGCAAAGGUGGUGGAAAGACGGCUGUACCAAAGGAGGAAAAGAAAGCAAAGAAAAAGAAAAAGAAGAAGAAGAAGGGAAGCGAGAACGUGGCAUUUGAUGAUCCGGAUAACAUCGGGGACGUUGACAUGACGGUGCGGAAGCAGCCAGAAGGAAAUCCAAAGCCAGAUAUCAUUGAGCGUGAGAAUCCCUACCUGAUAUAUGAUGAGACAGACGUCCCAGAGAGUGGUGAUACGAUUCCAAGCGCACCAGAAAUCGCAGAAAUUGAGCACUAUGACAUUGAUAAUGCCAGCAGCAUCGCACCAUCUGAUGCCGACAUUGUCCAGCAUUACAAGCAGUUCCGAAGCCACACCCCCAAAUUUAGCAUUCAGAUCCAACGCCAUAGUCCUCUGGGUUAUGCUCGCCAAUCACCACUAACCUUGGGCGCUGCUAGUUACACUUAUCAACCUUCUUACACUCAAGGACUCCGCCAAACACCACUUAGCCAUGCCCCCUGCCCUACACCCACCCCUUUGUCCCGCCACAGCCCUGCGCAUUUUAGCAAACCGGCCUCAUUUUACCGCAACACACCAACACGGGAGAUGAAUCUGAAUCUGGCGAGGCGUGAUGGAAGCCCGCUGGACCUUCAUGGAGACGCUUGCCAGUCAGCAGCUAUCUUUAAUUACACAGCAUCGCGCCUUGGAAGGCGCAGCAAGAGCCCGCAAACGAUGGCGGGUCACGGGUCAAGGCCCGCAAGCCGCUUGAAACAGCCAAUUGAGCAAAUUCCAUUGGAGACAGGGCCUCCUAUUGGAUUGUCCAUAGAAGAAGUGGAGCGACUCAACACUCCGCGACCCAGAAACCCCAGCAUCUGCAGUGCUGAUCACGGACGCUCGUCUUCUGAGGAAGACGCCCGACGUCCGCUUUCUCGUGUGCGAAAUCCCGCAGAUGGAAUUCCAGCACCAGAUUCAUCCUCCGAGAGUGACUCACAUGACUCCUUCACCUGCUCUGAGAUGGAAUAUGACCGGGAAAAAACGGUCAACUAUGGUUCUCGAGUUCCAAAACUAUCACAAGUUAACGAAUCUGAUGCUGAUGAUGAAGAUUACGGAGGGGGAAGAAUCAAGCAAAGGAGGUAUUCAAGUCGUAGGGCAGAGGGCGGGGCCAGUGGAGGCCACACCCCCUUUGGGGAGUAUCAGCAUCACACACUGCCCCACAAACUGGGCCAAGGAUCUGGCAACUUCAACUGGGACAGCCUACUAAACUGGGGACCAGGAUUUAGCCAUUAUGUUGACGUUUUUAAAGAUUUAGCUAUGCUUCCAGAAAAUUCUAAUGCUGCUAACGAUGUUGAAAUGAACAGCGGCGAUGGUUCGGUUACCAUCAUUGCCGAGGGAGAGGCAGAGCAAUACGUAUGAGAUAUUCUCUCUUGGACCAAUCAGGACUGGAUGGACUACGGACAGAGAGAAGGCAAUCGCUUGCAAUAAUUAAUGUUCUUCUUUCUUUGUCUUUGUUUUUUGGUACUUGUAUUUCUAAGAAGACGAGCUUAAAUGCAGUAAGGCAGAGCGAUACAUCUGUGAUGAUUCUCCUGAUCUCUGUUAAGUAAGAAAGAUUUUAAAUAGUCCAAUAAGUCUGAGUCCAUUACCAAAAACUGUUUGUUUCACUGUUGAUUCUAGUGUUACAGAGUCCAAAAUCUCAAAUAAAAACAUAAGCAAUGGAGCUUCUUGUUCAACAAACCACAGCAGGAAGUUUGAAUUUUACAAAUCAGAAAUUGAUUAUCUUCUCCAAGCACUAUUUGUCUUUUUCCCCAAAUUGUUGCAAAACCAUUUUAGGGCUGGACUAUAUAUAUAUAUAUAUAUAUAUA
Molecule: messenger RNA, 15993 nt
Organism: Pangasianodon hypophthalmus (striped catfish)
Lineage: Eukaryota; Metazoa; Chordata; Actinopteri; Siluriformes; Pangasiidae
Product: protocadherin Fat 4
Exons: 17
Coding region: 602-15547 (4981 amino acids)
Biological process (GO): homophilic cell-cell adhesion
Cellular component (GO): plasma membrane
Molecular function (GO): calcium ion binding
Source: RefSeq, a predicted model, not a curated record